AUGUCGUCCAAACUUUUCCAGCCUCUCAAGGUCGGCCAGGCCCAGCUCUCUCACCGCGUGGUGAUGGCCCCCCUCACUAGAUUCCGCUUCGACGCCGAUCACAUCCCCCUCGACAUCGCACUCGAGUACUACGUGCAGCGCGCCGCCGUGCCGGGCACUCUCAUCAUUGCUGAAGCCGUCCUUAUUUCCGAGGCCCACGGCGGCUUUCCCAAUGCCCCGGGCAUCUGGACGGAGCGCCAGAUCGCCGGCUGGAAGAAGAUCACCGACGCUGUCCACGAGAAGGGCAGCAGCAUCUACUGCCAGCUUAUCGCGCCUGGUCGCGCCGCCGUCGUGCCCGUCUUAGAGAAGGAGGGCGGACACCCGCUGCUGAGCUCCAGUGCCGUGCCGAUUAGCGAUGACUCGCCCGUUCCGCGCGAGAUGACCGCCGAGGAGAUUGCGCAAGCGGUCAAGGACUUUGCCCAGGCUGGCAAGAACGCCAUCGCUGCCGGAUUCGACGGUAUCGAGGUCCACGGCGCCAACGGCUACUUGGUCGACCAGUUUCUCCAGGAUAACUGCAACAAGCGCACGGAUCAGUGGGGCGGAAGCGUCGAGAACCGAGCCAGAUUCCCCGUCGAUGUUGCCGCGGCACUGGCUGAGGCCAUCGGCGCCGAUAAGGUCGGCUUCCGCAUCAGCCCAUGGAGCAACUUCCAGGCGAUGAGAAUGAAGGACCCCGUCCCGCAGUUCUCCUACCUUGCGCAGAAGUUGAAGGAGCUGAAGCUGGCUUACCUGCAUGUUAUCGAAUCCCGAGUCAACAACUGGCAGGAUGUGGAAAAGGUCGAGGGCAUCGAGUUUCUCUUGGAGAUCUGGGACAACACCUCGCCUGUCCUCGUCGCCGGAGGCUUCACCCCGGAAUUGGCGAUGCGCGCCGUGGACGAGGAGUAUGCGAAGUGGGACGUUGCCGUUGUCUUUGGCCGCCACUUUUUGGCGAACCCCGAUCUGCCUUUCCGUAUCAAGCACGGCUUGCCGCUGAACAAGUACGACCGGGAGACCUUUUACACCCCCUCGAUCCCUCAGGGAUACACUGAUUACCCCUUUCAUCCUUCUUUCAAGCCGGGAACUCCGCUGGCAUAG
Colletotrichum chrysophilum is the source of this 1110-nucleotide messenger RNA. RefSeq lists its product as uncharacterized. The coding region runs from base 1 to 1110 and encodes 369 amino acids. The transcript has a single exon. Lineage: Eukaryota; Fungi; Ascomycota; Sordariomycetes; Glomerellales; Glomerellaceae. The record is from RefSeq and is a predicted model, not a curated record. Gene Ontology annotation, molecular function: FMN binding; NADPH dehydrogenase activity.